AUGAAUACAGCAAACUUCGGAGAAGAAGAAGAAGGCAAGGGUGUGUUUCUUAACCAGAGAUAUACUGGAAGUGGAGACAGACGGGAAGAAGGCAAUAGUGUGUUUCUUAACCAGAGAUAUACUGGAAGAGAUGACAGACAGGAAGAAGGCAAGGGUGUGUUUCUUAACCAGAGAUAUAUUGGAAGUGGAGACAGACGGGAAGAAGGCAAGGGUGUGUUUUUUAACAAGAGAUAUACUGGAAGUGUAGACAGACGGGAAGAAGGCAAUAGUGUGUUUCUUAACCAGAGAUAUACUGGAAGUGGAGACAGACGGGAAGAAGGCGAGGGUGUGUUUCUUAACAAGAGAUAUACUGGAAGAGAAGACAGACAGGAAGAAGGCAAGGAUGUGUUUCUUAACAAGAGAUAUACUGGAAGUGGAGACAGACGGGAAGAAGGCAAGGAUGUGUUUCUUAACAAGAGAUAUACUGGAAGUGGAGACAGACAGGAAGAAAGCAAGGAUGUGUUUCUUAAUAAGAGAUAUACUGGAAGAGAAGACAGACAGGAAGAAAGCAAGGAUGUGUUUCUUAACAAGAGAUAUACUGGAAGAGAAGACAGACAGGAAGAAAGCAAGGAUGUGUUUCUUAAUAAGAGAUAUACUGGAAGAGAAGACAGACAGGAAGAAAGCAAGGAUGUGUUUCUUAAUAAGAGAUAUACUGGAAGAGAAGACAGACAGGAAGAAAGCAAGGAUGUGUUUCUUAACAAGAGAUAUACUGGAAGUGGAGACAGACGGGAAGAAGGCAAGGAUGUGUUUCUUAACAAGAGAUAUACUGGAAGAGAAGACAUCAUAUAAAUAAUCUGACCUGGAGAGAAGUAACACGGUCUUCAGUUGUUGGUAGGGCUUAUGAUCUUUGUUCCUCAA
Limulus polyphemus (Atlantic horseshoe crab) is the source of this 897-nucleotide messenger RNA. RefSeq lists its product as uncharacterized. The coding region runs from base 1 to 828 and encodes 275 amino acids. The transcript is spliced from 3 exons. Lineage: Eukaryota; Metazoa; Arthropoda; Merostomata; Xiphosura; Limulidae. The record is from RefSeq and is a predicted model, not a curated record.